ACCCACACAGAUUUCGACUUGGUGUGCAAUUCAGGGUGACUUCUCCUAAGGUCACCCAUCCUUGUUGUACUCCACACUGAGCACGUUUAACUUCGAGUUCUCACAAGAACUCUUCCGUUUCACCACAAAACGCGUCCUGUCAGUUAAGGUCGGUUUCCUACUUAUGAACCAUGGAUCUCUCUCAUGCUUUGUCGAUGUGGGAUUUGCCUAAGGUGUUACAUUGUCUCCAUAUAAUAAAUUUUUCGCUGGGAUAUCUAGGGUACUUAGAUAAUGGUACACUACACCUGUGGUUUUAUGUAUAAGGAAAUUGAUAUUUCAAUGGGUUGAAGUUUACUAAGUUCUUUGUUGGUUUGUAUUAAUAUUCUCGUUCAAUUUUUCCAAUCUUCUAAAUCUUUUUAUGGGUUACUACUACAAUUCAAGUCUAAUAUAUCAGGGUUGUUGAAGCUAGUGUUUGAGUAUUUUGGGAUGUAUGAGUGUGGUAUUUUACUCCAUCCUCCCUUCAUACGAGUAGUGUAAGAGUUUCUGUAUAAAAAUUCUUCGUAAGAGAAUUAUCAAUCAAAAAAGUUUUCAUAAUUAUGUUUUUAGAUGUUUCCGCUUCUUCUGUUUUUUCAUAAUUUGUAUAAGAAUUUUCAUCGCUACUAUAAUCCAAGAAUAUUUUUUCAUUUUCAAUAUUUUCUCCUGGUUCUGAAAAUAUGCUUAUAGCUGCUAAUAAAUCAUUUAGUUUAUUAAUUUGUUCAUCAAUGGAUGUCAUAAAAUAUUGUAGGGUGCUACAAUUGUAAGAAAAUUGCGUAUAUUUAAUUUAUUAUUUCUUAAAUAUUCUUUUAAGUCUUCAAUUAUAACACAUAUUUUAUUAUCGAAUUUUACCAUUAUUUCUUGAAGUUUAAUAAUUAUCUAUUACCGGUAAAAUAACAGCGUUAGCAUUUUCACCAGAUUGGACUACCAUUUUAUAUUUAUCUCGUAUAUUUGUUUUAUGUAGCUGCUGACGAGCGGCCGAGGCGCUUACCCGCUCGAGCCGAUCGAGUCACUCGUCCGGGUUUUGCUAUUCAGCAGUUAAAUUUAAUUAAAAAAUUGUAGAAAAUUGAAAAUUGAAAUAAACCUAAAACGCCGGGGUCUCAAACUGAAUCCUUAUUUUCCUUUCACAAUUUCGAAGGAAGAGACGAGCUCUAAUUAAGAAAUGUCCACGAUGAGAGAGAUUCGGGGUAGGAAGAGAAAUCUGGGUAGAGAGAGAAAUCGAGCGAGAGUGAGGCAGAGGGUCAGUCACCGGUUUCACGAUCGUUUGUUGUUUUGUAGGUCCAGUGCUUCCAGGUCAGUGGAGAAUGGUGACUCGAGGGGAAGAUGCUACCGGCAAGAGAAGUUUGGAAGGAAAUCGGUCACUAUCACUAGGCAGACUUCCGGCAAGAAUCUUUGGUACAGACUUAUAGUGGAAUCUGGCAGUAGGAAUUGGAGUGUUAUCCUGAACGAAGAACAUCUUUCCUGGCUCCAAGGAGUUCUUCAAACAGCAGCUAUGAAAAGGUGGUAUUUUCCCUCAUGUUGUACUAAAAGAGUCCUGGGACAGGUUAUUCAUGUUGGAAAGACCCGCGUUCGACAUGAGGAGCUUCUCCAAAUCUCUGAGCAGACUGCGAACGGAAGAGUGUUCAAAGUUCUGAUUCCUGUCUCUGGAACUAAAGUAGGAUGGGCAGGUUUGAUCAAGAUGCUUCAAGAUUUCUACAAAACAGAACUACAGUCUCGGCUCUGCUCUGCUUUUGAUCCCGUCUCAUUGCUUCCUCCACCGGCGCCUCUGCAAUUUACAACCAUCCCUGGGAGAACUUAUGCCGAGGUAGUAAGAGGGGGUGGCUUCUAUGGAGCAGGUAGCUGCAGCAUCAAAGGUUCUGGCAUAAAUAGAUAUAUUGAAGUCGGUGCAAAAGGGAUUGCAGAACGUAAAGAACUUCUAGGACGCAGUCUGGUUAUAAACUUUACAUCAGCUGGGUCAGAGGUGUUCAGGAGCAGCUUUGUGGCAGAGUUCAGAGCGUGGGCCUCUAAAACCUGGGCUAUUAACGAUAAUUUUGGAUUCAUCGAAACAGCAGAUGGUAACUGGUUACUGAUUUGUCCAAGCGUAUCAGAAGCUCUGCGAAUUAAAGAGCUCAGCCAUCUUCUUUUCAAGGAUUUCUACAUAAGUAUUAGCCCCUGGAUGGAAGAUGUCACGCACAGAAACUCUGACGAUACUUGGAUAUUGGUUUUCGGUAUCCCCUUGCACCUCAAGAGUGUCGAUUUAUUGGUGACCAUAGGAAAUUUUUGUGGAAGUUUUAUUGAGGUGGAUUGGAAUUCUUGGAGUCUCGAUUUUGUGCGGAUCAGAAUAAGGAAGAUUAGAAAGAUUCCUGAAUCAGUUUUGCUUCUUGCUGGAUCAGUUGGUUUCACGGCUAGGGUGGUUGUGUCGCCGACGGCGAGCGACUCCAGUCAAGGUAUGGGGAAGUGUGAGAGUUCCAUUCAAUUUGGGAAGACGAAUCGAUCUUCCUCGGUUUUCCCGGCACGCAUCUCUCCAAGCAGCAAUGUCCAACUGGUUUCUCCGAGAAGCGGCGGUAAGGCGGUGGGCAUUUUGUCUUCCAGAGAUCCUAUUCCUAACCGUUGUUCUCCAACUAGAGUUUGGGUGCGCAAAGCAAGCCCAAGCGGACUGGGCCGCUCACUGCCUUCUUUGGAUCGAAGCCUCCUUAAGCCUGUCACUUCUCAACCCUACCCGCCCUUUUCAGUUCCCCCUUCAAGCCCAUUCCCCAACCUAAAUUUCUUUAGCCUGUUAACCAACCUUUUCUGUUGGCCCGAAUCCCCCUUUCCUGUUUGGCUAUCUUUAGACCUCCGUGAAACUAGCCUUCUGAGAAUCAGUUUCCCUUACCCUGCUCCUCCGUUGAGUGACAUCCUCCUAUCUCAAUCAUCAAACUCAAUUUCCAACCCUAGUCCCUUCCACCCGGCCUUACCUUCUUCAAUACCCCAAGAGCCUCUCCCCGGUCAACUUCGUCUAUGCUUUCCCACUUCUAAUUCCUCUUUAGUUGUCGACCUCUCGAUGGCAUCCUUCCCUUCUUCCCCUCCAUCCUCUUCGUCCCUUUCAUCUUGGGAUUCACCCAUGCCCCCCUCCUCGUCCCCCCCAACCUUUGUUCCCGAGACUCCAACUCCACCCUCGUCUCCACCCUCAGGUUUUUCGGAACUUCCUUCUCCCUCUUGUAACACUGGUGGCGAUCAACCGAGAUGGAUUCUGGAGCAAUACCCCUUUAACUCUGUAUCUUUGGUGAACUGCACGAAAGACCUAAGCAAUCUGUUUGGACUAGAACAGGGGGAAGGUCAGGGCAAUCUGGAUGACAUCUUAGCCUCUGUCGCCGUCUCUAUGCACAAAAGGAAGAUUAAAACCUCCAGAUCGAAACUUGAAAUGGAAAGGAGACGUUUGGGUCCCUCUUCUCCUCCCCCUUCAGGUCCUAGAAGAUGCAAGAAAGCUCCGGGUGUGGUCUCAUCCUUAUCUCUACCCUAAUGAAUUCUUCGGUUUUUGUUUGGAACGUAAGAGGUAUCUGUGACUCGGAUAAGAGGAGUCGUAUCAAACAGUUAAUCAGACGUCGGAAUCCUCAAGUUAUCGCGUUAGUUGAAACCAAGUGGAAUUCGUGCUCUGACUCUCUUGUUAACAGUGUAUGUGGCAGAAGAGAUAUGAACUGGGUCGCUAAAGAUUCGGUGGGAAGUUCAGGGGGAAUUGUUAUCUAUUGGGAUACGUGUCGUUUUCAGGAUUUAUCAAGCUACGUCGGCAACUACUAUUUGGCAGUUGAAUUUUUGGAGAUCAUUACAUCAAAAAUCUGGAGAUUUGUCGCCGUGUACGGUCCACAAGACAGGAGAGAUAAGUUGUGCUUUCUCAAUGAACUUCAUACCUAUUG
Molecule: messenger RNA, 3881 nt
Organism: Linum trigynum
Lineage: Eukaryota; Viridiplantae; Streptophyta; Magnoliopsida; Malpighiales; Linaceae
Source: the annotation of a GenBank genome assembly